AUGAGGAAGAACCAGAGGCAGCUAGAAAGAACGCAACGGGAAUUAGAGAGAGAGAAAGUCAAGUUACAGCAACAGGAAAAGAAGUUGAUGCAAGAUAUCAAGAAGUCGGCCAAGGCGAACCAAACUAAAGCUAUCAAGGUCCAGGCAAGGGAUUUAGUGAGGACUAGAAAGCAAGUAGAGAAGUUUGACAAGAUGAAAACACAAUUACAGGCCAUUUCGCUUAGACUUCAGACUAUGAGAUCAUCUAACCAAAUGACAAGCUCUAUGAAAGAUGCUGCUCGUUUGCUGAAUGGAUUGAACUCUCAAAUGAAUAUCCAAGGCUUGUCCAGGAUAACAAUGGAAUUCCAAAAAUCCAUGGACGUUAUGGACCAAAAGCAAGAGAUGGUGGACGAUGUUAUGGAUGACCUCAUGGAUGAUGAGAUAGACGCAGAAGAUGAGGAAGAGAUUGAUGAGGUUGUUGGAAAAGUGCUCGAUGAAAUGGGAAUCGACCUGGACGCUAAACUGGGAGAUUCUGUUCCAGAAGGAAUAGGACACGCUUCGCAGAGCCAAGUCGCUACAAAAGCUCAAGCUGUACCUAUGGGAGCCGAUGGGGGCUUAGACGACGACUUGCAGGCCAGAUUAAACGAUUUGAAGAGAUGA
Ogataea philodendri is the source of this 639-nucleotide messenger RNA. RefSeq lists its product as uncharacterized. The record is from RefSeq and is a predicted model, not a curated record. The transcript has a single exon. Gene Ontology annotation, biological process: late endosome to vacuole transport; endosome transport via multivesicular body sorting pathway; protein transport. The coding region runs from base 1 to 639 and encodes 212 amino acids. Lineage: Eukaryota; Fungi; Ascomycota; Pichiomycetes; Pichiales; Pichiaceae. Gene Ontology annotation, cellular component: multivesicular body; ESCRT III complex.